AUGGCCACGCUGGGACCGUACCGACCGUGUCCUGAGCCGUGUAGUUCCAGUCAACCGUGGACUACGCUGGCAAAGUAUCACACCAAAGGAGAACCCCACUGGGAGGGCAGACGGGUCAUAGUGGCGGACGUCGAGGAAUUUAGCUCCUUCCCGCCGGACUCCGAUCUUGACUCGUACGUCAACAGCACCGAGUUCAAAUGUCUGCUGGAGGCCCAGCUAGAUUUGGAGGCCGCGACUCCAUUCGAUGGCUGCCCGAUCGACUUUGACCGGAUCCUGUGCUGGCCCAAGACGGAAUCCGGUGCGUGGGCCGUGCUUCCGUGCUUCAAAGAGUACAACGGCGUCAUUUAUGACCAUUCGCAAAACGCCACCCGCUACUGCCACCCCAACGGCAAGUGGGACAACUACAGCCACUACACGGCCUGUCACCACAUGACCGACCCACCGCCGGACAUCGUCGAGAUCACGUCGAUCAUCUACUACUCCGGGUACAUCAUCAGCCUAAUCGCGCUCAGCCUCGCUGUGAUAGUUUUCGUCUACUUCAAAGAUUUACGUUGCCUGCGUAACACGAUCCAUGCGAAUCUGUUCAUCACCUACAUUCUGUCCGCCCUGAUGUGGAUGGUCAUUCUGACGCAGCAGCUCUCCGGUAGUUCCGGCGGUGGCCUAACGAGCUGCGUCAUCUUCGUUACGCUGCUGCACUACUUUACACUCACCAACUUCUUCUGGAUGCUCGUGGAAGGACUCUAUCUGUACAUGCUGGUUGUGGAAACGUUUUCCGGCGAUAAUCUGCGGUUCAACAUGUACGCGGCCAUCGGAUAUGGUAAGUUAUGCCAAAAAAAGCUCUCUGUUUCCAUAAAUUUUAUUUUUUUUUUCCCGUACCACGCAGAAAACGCCACCCGCUACUGCCACCCCAACGGCAAGUGGGACAACUACAGCCACUACACGGCCUGUCACCACAUGACCGACCCACCGCCGGACAUCGUCGAGAUCACGUCGAUCAUCUACUACUCCGGGUACAUCAUCAGCCUAAUCGCGCUCAGCCUCGCUGUGAUAGUUUUCGUCUACUUCAAAGAUUUACGUUGCCUGCGUAACACGAUCCAUGCGAAUCUGUUCAUCACCUACAUUCUGUCCGCCCUGAUGUGGAUGGUCAUUCUGACGCAGCAGCUCUCCGGUAGUUCCGGCGGUGGCCUAACGAGCUGCGUCAUCUUCGUUACGCUGCUGCACUACUUUACACUCACCAACUUCUUCUGGAUGCUCGUGGAAGGACUCUAUCUGUACAUGCUGGUUGUGGAAACGUUUUCCGGCGAUAAUCUGCGGUUCAACAUGUACGCGGCCAUCGGAUAUGGAGGUCCCGGUGUGUUCGUAGUGGUGUGGGCCAUCGCCAAGGGUAUCGCCAUUUCCGGUCAGGAGAGGGCAACUUCGCUUGAAAUUGACUGCUCCUGGAUGCGGGAGUCGGUCGUGGACUGGAUCUUCCAGGGACCGGUCUGUGCCGUACUCAUCAUCAAUCUGGUCUUUCUCGUACGAAUUAUGUGGGUCCUAAUCACGAAGCUCCGCUCGGCCAACACGGUCGAGACGCGCCAGUAUCGCAAGGCAUCGAAGGCACUGCUGGUGCUGAUUCCGCUGCUCGGCAUCACGUACCUGGUCGUGCUGGCCGCCCCGGCCGAGGGCGUCGUCAGUGACAUUUUCGCCGUCGCCCGGGCACUGCUGCUGAGCACGCAGGGCUUCUCGGUAUCGCUGUUCUACUGCUUCCUGAACUCGGAGGUCCGGCUGGCCCUGCGGCACCGUUUGGAGCGCUGGCGGGACGAGCGCAACAUCCGGCUGGGUCAGAUCCGCCAGCGAAGCCGCCGCAGGUUCACCAACUCCGGCCUCUCGAAGGAAUGCUCGCCUCGCUCCAGAACCGAAAGCUUCCGACCACUAACGUACAGCAAGCGCGAAAGUUGCGCCUCCUCGGCGACCACGACCACCCUGCUGGGGCCACCCACGCUGGGGGGCUCUCACGGCGGCGCCAACUAUCCGGCCGGGAUCCGGGGCUCCAACGGCGCCCUGCACCUGCACACGAUGGUCCCCCGGGCGAUCAGUCCACUGAUGCAGGGUCUGGAUGAAAAUUCCGUCUAGAUAAAGUAAUCAGCAUCCGAAGCAAAUCCAUUUGUAAAAACAAACAUAACCCAUUCGAUAUAGUUAGUUGUUCUUUUUGAAAGGUGUACGCAAAAGUUAAGUGAAUAAAAUAAGUGUUUAUUUUUCGUCGUAUUUUGAGCUAGUUCAAGUCAAACUAAAUGGAGAGAGAUAAGAAUUGUUACUUAGUGAAAUAGUCAAUGAAAACUCUUUUUCCAGGAAAAAAAUAAAACAGUUUUAUCAGUGUUGCAAAAAUGUGCGAAAUUUUUCUAUUUACGUUUUUAUUUAUUAAGAAAUUUUGCCAGUUAGCAAAACAACCUAUAUAUACUAGAAUCAACAGAACCAGAAUUGAUACAUUUAUCACACAAAUCUUUACACAGUUUGUACCAUGCUACAAAUAAAAUCACAAACAGAACUCUAUCGAUGUAUGUCAGUACGGAAUUUGUAAACUUACUGUGAAACUAAACACACUCUCUACAACAAACUUUUUGAAUAAAAAGUUUAAAAAAUAAAGAAAUA
Culex quinquefasciatus (southern house mosquito) is the source of this 2628-nucleotide messenger RNA. Its product is annotated as diuretic hormone receptor. The record is from RefSeq and is a predicted model, not a curated record. Gene Ontology annotation, biological process: cell surface receptor signaling pathway; adenylate cyclase-modulating G protein-coupled receptor signaling pathway. Gene Ontology annotation, molecular function: G protein-coupled peptide receptor activity; peptide hormone binding; diuretic hormone receptor activity. The transcript is spliced from 18 exons. Bases 1 to 2112 code for a protein of 703 amino acids. Gene Ontology annotation, cellular component: plasma membrane. NCBI's taxonomy places the organism in Eukaryota, Metazoa, Arthropoda, Insecta, Diptera, Culicidae.